Molecule: messenger RNA, 2532 nt
Organism: Neocloeon triangulifer
Lineage: Eukaryota; Metazoa; Arthropoda; Insecta; Ephemeroptera; Baetidae
Gene: Rbfox1
Product: RNA binding protein fox-1 homolog 1-like
Exons: 16
Coding region: 689-2281 (530 amino acids)
Biological process (GO): regulation of alternative mRNA splicing, via spliceosome; nervous system development
Cellular component (GO): cytoplasm; nucleus
Molecular function (GO): mRNA binding
Source: RefSeq, a predicted model, not a curated record
AUUCCAUUCCCUCCAUUCCCACCACGGAGGCUCUACGCAGGCACGACCGCAUUUUUGCAAACCUGCACCGACCUGCACAUUGGCAAACGGAAUCUGCAAAUCGGCACCACCGAGCAUUGGCUGGCGGGACACGAGGGCCUGCCCAUUCUACACGGACAAGAGAAGACUUAAGGGUGACCAACCGAACCGCGCUGGGCGAUCGCGAGCCUCCUGUGGCCGAGGCUGCGAGUUAAAUAACAUAAAUUAUCGACUGGGGGCUGUGUUGCUGAAUAAAAAGCAGCAGCACUUUUGAUUCUGCGCCUGGCAACAUGGCAAAGCUGCUGCGAGCGUCGUCACACUGCUAGUAAGUAAGUGGUGGUGAGCCUAGAACGAGCAACAAAGACGGACACCACGGUCGGUCGGACGCUCCUUAGCUGGGACACAAAACACCCCGAAAGGGCUCAUCGCGCGAAUUGCAUUCCGAGGACGCCCGACGCAAAUUGGCAGAGCCGAGCUAGAGAAGGAGGAGCAGGGCGCGGGCGAUUCGCCAUCGAGGUAUUGAUCUGUGUGGAUCACUCAAUUCGCUCCUCGUGUGUGUCCGGAUAAUCAGUGAGCAGCAGUGUCCGGGACGAUAUGAUCGUCUGAACGAGACCUUCGAGAACAAUAACCAGCAACCCGCCAUUCGAACCGAGAAUCGACCCCAGAGCACAUGGUGCAGACAAACAUGAGUACGGCCCCAUAUGCCACUGCCCAGUUCCAACAGAACGGAGAGGCCCCUGGCCCUCCGGCGGCCAUCAAAGUGGACACCGCCGUGGCCAGCAAGGACCCAAGUACAACGCCCACAGGCGUAGCCGGUGGCCAACCUACCUCAGGCCAGGUCACAGGACCCACCUACUCACCGCCGCUGCUCACAGCGAAUGGAGUUGUUGAGCAACAGACAAUGGCGCCCAGCACUCUUCACGAGCUUCCAUCAGGUGGUGUCAACUUCCAACAAAUAAGCUUAGAGAAGCAAAUGACUGAGACAGAAUCGGAGAGCAGCGCUCAAGUGACAGUCCAAUCUUCAGGAAACCCCCUGCAGGUCAAUCCGGCCACAGUGGCAACUGGUCUCACAGUACCUGGUGGAGUCCUUUCUCCCGGCGCAGCUGUUUCCACGCCCGGUGCUCCUCCGACGACGGCCGUGGCCACUCUGGCCGUGGCGGCCGCCGCCGCCGCCGGUGCCAUCCCCGACCCAAACAAGGGACAACCCAAAAGGCUGCACGUCUCCAAUAUUCCCUUCCGGUUUAGAGAUCCUGAUCUUAGGGCCAUGUUUGGGCAAUUUGGCCAAAUCCUGGAUGUUGAAAUUAUUUUUAAUGAGCGGGGGUCCAAGGGGUUCGGUUUUGUAACUUUUGCGAGUAGUGCGGAUGCAGAGAGAGCACGCGAAAAACUUCACGGCACCGUGGUUGAGGGCAGGAAAAUUGAGGUUAACAACGCGACGGCGAGGGUUCAAACCAAGAAAGCGCCGACGGUGCCAAAUGUUUUUCUCACUAGGAACGGAUCAGUCCCUUCUCUGGUUUGCCUUCAAUGGCCUGAAGUGGCGGCUCUGCGAGGCGUAGCCAUCCAGCGCGGAAGGGUGCGCGGCUACCCGGCGGCUGCAGCUGCUGCGGCGGCGGCCGCGUUCGCCAGACACCCGAGUCCAUUCUCGGCGGCGGCGGCCACAGCUCUCCACGGCUACACACCAGGUGUCUACUACGACCCCAUCCUGGCGGCGCAUGCAGCAUCGCAGGCCGACCCCAACUACAGGCUUCAGGCUGGGCAUACCACCGACGAGUGCAUGCAGAAAUUUUUCACAUGUGCCCCGGCAGUGUCUGAGUCUGAAUCGAAUAAUUAUCAAGUGAUUCACCAUUAUAAACAAGCGGCGGCCUUAGCAGCAGCUGCUGCCAACAACCAGGCGGUGGCCGGCAUGACGGCCUCGGGGCUCAAUGCCCAGGCCGCGGCGGCCGCCGCGGCAGCUCCUCACCUCUCGCUUCUAAAGGCCCCCGCUCUCUCCACUGCCCAACAGGCCUCCUACGCAGCCGCAGCCAGCUACACGGCGGCCACAGCCGCGGCCGCGAGGGUCGCUUACGGCGCGGCGGCCGCUGCCGCUGCCCAGCAGCCCGUCACCGGCUACGCCGCCGUCGCAGGAAACCCUCUCUGCCUCUCACCGGCAACAAGCAGUUACGGCCGCGAAUACGCAGACCCCUACCUCGGUCACAGCAUAGGACCGGUGGCCGGAUACGGCGCAUCGGUCUACAGAAAUGCCUUCAACCGAUACACACCAUACUAAGAAGAAAGGCCAAGGAGAAUGGUUGAGAUUGAUUGAUUCCUCUGUAAAUACGCCAUCUCAUUUUACUACAUGACAACAAUCCGACUCGAGUAGCCAGGUUGGAAGGGACAAACGUGAAGCAGUCGUAGUGCCCCCAUCGACACAAGGAAAUUGGCAGCUACCGCUGUGAACAAGAUUUUUUUCUUUUAGAUUUAUUUAUCGAUAUUUUUGAUUGGUUCAUUGACCAAUUCUGUCUCUCAAGACAAACGAAA